Symbiodinium sp. CCMP2456 is the source of this 900-nucleotide messenger RNA. The record is from the annotation of a GenBank genome assembly. Lineage: Eukaryota; Dinophyceae; Suessiales; Symbiodiniaceae.
AUGGGUUGUUGCGGCAGUGCAGAAGCCACUGCCUGCACGAACAACGAUGAGGUUGCCUCGCCUUUGGCUGUCAGCUUCAGCCGUGGAGGAGCGGAUGAGGACCCAACCGGCCUGCCACGGUUGCUGGGCCGCAGCGCCUCAAGUGCUGCUGCAAGCGCCUCGUGCGAAAGCCUCAAGUCCGGGCAAAAGCAGCCUGCGACGGGCGCCGCUGCCCCAGACUUGGGGCAGCCUCUAGGUUCCGGCGAUGGUCCAGGAUUAGCCUCCUCUAGCGCUGUCUGCAACUCUGCUGGCGCAGCCUGGCAACUUGCGAAGGUAGAGAACGAGGAAGCCCAGGAAGCCCUCGCCCGUGGCUGGGAAUGCUUGCGUGCAGACGAGCCCCUGCGGGCCGUUGGCUACUUCACCGAGGCCAUCAAGAUUCUCCCCACAAGCGCCGAGGCGUACAACCUCCGUGGUAUCGCGAAGGAGUUGAUGCAGACUCCUGGAGCACAUCAAGACGACCAGGACUACCAGGCAGAUUACCAGAGAGCCGACCAGCUAGCAGGGGACCCGGAAACGAAGAAGCGGCUGGAGAUGUUGCGAAAGUGGAAGCCCGUUGGUUGGCAGGUGAGACGGGAGGUUGAAGCCAAGACGCUGGCCAGCGCCUUGGUGAUCAAAGAGCGGGAGUUUGGCACGGAGCACGCAGAAGUUGCCCUGACUCUGAACAAUUUGGCCGGUGCCUGCGGAGAUCUUGGAGAUCAUCAGCAGAAGAAGCGCCUUCUUGAGAGGGCUUUGGGAAUCUUUGCGGCGACUGUUGGGCCAGACCAUCCGCAUACUCAAGCGGUGUUGGAAAAUCUAAUUCGAUCUCACGCAGACGAGCUGGCAUCAGAAAUUUGGGCAGCGCUAGGCAUGGCAAGUGGAUGA